AUGCGCUGUCCGAUCACUACAGCCAGGACACGCCUUGCGCCAACACCUUGCCAGUACUCCAUCUACACUCAAUUGAGAAGGCCUACAAGCUCGUGUAAAUAUAUCAAGCUACAAAACUCACUUCAAAACUCGCGCCCAUUAUGGACCGCCUCUAUCCCACCCAUCUUAACUCCACCAGCCAUCUUUCUCGGCCUUCUUCUGGGUCUGUGGACAUGGAAAUGCUUCUGGAUUAUCGUCUUGCAAAACAAACUCCUCUAUCUAUCCUGGCUUCCACCCUUUUCCCGCUCUGACCAAAUAUCCGAAUACGAGUCCGAAUGUAGGCCCGUUCAAUGGGAAGAGAAACGCAUUCACAGUCUGGAUGGCACGAAAUUGGCUGUCUGUCAGGGGCGGAUCCCGAUGGCCCAUCAGAUCAGGAAGAGGGUUCUUAUUUGCUAUUUCCAAGGGAAUGGAGGGUCGACGCCUCUUCGAUUACCGCUUCUUUCUCAGGUCGUGAAGACUAUCUCCGCCGCAGAAGUCAAGGAUCAGAAGACGGAAUAUAUCAUCGUCGCUCUCUCCUACCGCGGCUACUGGACCUCUUCAGGUCGGGCAACUCAGUCCGGCAUUGAACGCGAUUCGCAGGCAUUCCUGCACUGGGUAUCAGACACAUACUCGAUGCCUGACACCGAUCUCCGGGUUAUCCUCUGGGGUCAUAGUCUCGGAUCCGCCGUUGCGAGCACCGCCCUUUCGACAUAUCUGUCACGGCAAUCCAGCACAACAAGCCUCGUACCGAUCUCCGGGUUGAUCAUGGAAGCACCCACCUCUAAUAUCAAGGAUAUGCUCAUCAGUUUGUAUCCUCAGAGAUGGCUCCCGUAUCGAUAUCUAGGGCCCUUUUCCUGGAAUACAUGGUGCAACACGACUGCCCUCGAACGACUAGCCGAUUGCCGAGACCACUGCGAGAGUACAUCCAUACCCCCCAUCCUGAUCCUGUCUGCUGAACAUGACGAAGUGAUCCCUCCGCAUGUGGCUGGUCAGUUGGAGAGGAGAGGUCAUGAGUUGGGUCUGGAUAUUGCGAGGAUCGAUGUCCCGAAGGCGAUGCAUAUUGAGGCACCGAUGAAGCCGGAGGGAAGGGAGGCAUUGGUGGGAUUUAUUGUCAAGAAUACAUCGUAA
Penicillium lagena is the source of this 1146-nucleotide messenger RNA. Its product is annotated as alpha/beta hydrolase family protein. The transcript has a single exon. Gene Ontology annotation, molecular function: palmitoyl-(protein) hydrolase activity. Gene Ontology annotation, cellular component: membrane. The record is from RefSeq and is a predicted model, not a curated record. The coding region runs from base 1 to 1146 and encodes 381 amino acids. NCBI's taxonomy places the organism in Eukaryota, Fungi, Ascomycota, Eurotiomycetes, Eurotiales, Aspergillaceae.